GUGCAGCAAGUCCACAGCAGCAGCCGUUUCUCCCGAAACGCACGCGUUCGCGAGCAAGUGUUGUUGUAUGCACAGAUUACCGCAGCUGGGUGCAGAAUACACAACGCAGCAACCUUCACUAAGAGCGGGCAAAGGGGACCAUCGCGAGGAAAUUUCUCGGGAGGGCGGUGAGAGUACAGGGAGACGUGACAGAGAGUCAAGGGGGAGAAAUAGGUGUGUGAGAGAGAGAGGGAGAGAGAACGACCGACACAGAGAGAGCCAGUGCAGCAUACAACGGGGGCCAAGGCACGAGAGAAUCCGCUAAUAAUCGACCACAUCGAGGAGACACCGAUAGAAGACAUUUACAGAUGUGUAAGCACAUCAUCAACGCGAAGGUCAGCAUUCAAUCCCCGUGUUGUAAGAGAUGGUACGAGUGCCCGGAGUGUCACGACGAGCGUGAGAAUCACCCCCAACGUAUAAGUGCAAAAAACGUGGCGUUCGCGUGCAAGACGUGCCGGAAGAUUUUCGUGAAAGAUCUCAGCAUCUACGGUACAGAGGACAGCGCUUGCCCGCACUGCGAGACGGUGUUUGUGCUACCUGCGGUGACUCCCGAGGCAAAGGUGGCGCAACUCGCGCUGAGCAUACUAGCGGCGGAGGUGUCCGCUGAAGUGUCAAAGUUCUGAAAGAGAUUGCGUGCGUGUAAACUGUUGUGGGGGGUUGUACAAGUACCCCUCCAAGAGACUGUUGGAGCCCCUUGACUACGUUGGACCAUGUCAUUCGCCGCCCGCAGUGCGUACUUUCUGGAAGUGGAGGAGCAUCGUAUAGCGGAGCGCGGCUAUGCGCAGGUUGGUCUCUGACGCAUGUUAUAUGUAGAAGGGGAUGCGUCUUUUUGUCAGACGAAUUGCACUCGUUUU
Ectocarpus sp. CCAP 1310/34 is the source of this 893-nucleotide messenger RNA. The record is from the annotation of a GenBank genome assembly. Lineage: Eukaryota; Phaeophyceae; Ectocarpales; Ectocarpaceae.